CACUCAAACAAUUGCUCUACAUUACAUCGUUCAAUAUGUCUGGAAGAGGCAAAGGAGGCAAAGGUCUGGGCAAGGGAGGUGCCAAGCGUCACCGCAAAGUUCUCCGUGAUAACAUCCAAGGCAUCACCAAGCCCGCAAUCCGUCGUCUCGCUCGUCGUGGCGGAGUGAAGCGUAUCUCUGGCCUGAUUUACGAGGAGACCAGAGGUGUGCUGAAAGUGUUCUUGGAGAAUGUCAUCCGUGACGCCGUCACUUACACCGAACACGCCAAGAGGAAGACGGUGACUGCGAUGGAUGUUGUCUAUGCGCUUAAGAGACAAGGACGUACUCUGUACGGAUUUGGAGGUUAAAUCUGAUUAUUCCA
Molecule: messenger RNA, 361 nt
Organism: Nerophis lumbriciformis (worm pipefish)
Lineage: Eukaryota; Metazoa; Chordata; Actinopteri; Syngnathiformes; Syngnathidae
Product: histone H4
Cellular component (GO): nucleosome
Molecular function (GO): protein heterodimerization activity; structural constituent of chromatin; DNA binding
Source: RefSeq, a predicted model, not a curated record